Messenger RNA from Aureobasidium namibiae CBS 147.97, 1719 nucleotides. RefSeq lists its product as uncharacterized. The transcript is spliced from 2 exons. The record is from RefSeq and is a predicted model, not a curated record. Gene Ontology annotation, cellular component: nucleus. NCBI's taxonomy places the organism in Eukaryota, Fungi, Ascomycota, Dothideomycetes, Dothideales, Saccotheciaceae. Gene Ontology annotation, biological process: positive regulation of transcription from RNA polymerase II promoter by galactose; DNA-templated transcription. Gene Ontology annotation, molecular function: zinc ion binding; DNA-binding transcription factor activity, RNA polymerase II-specific; RNA polymerase II cis-regulatory region sequence-specific DNA binding. The annotation marks the transcript as partial.
CCGGACGGGGAUGAGGACUUUGAGUGGGACGAGAGAGAGCAGACUGGACUUGCUGGUGGGGUGACUAUGGCUCAAGAUGACGAGGAAGGUGUCAGAAAAGUCAUGGACGGUAUGGCUACGCUCACAGUGGAUGCAGCCAAUUACGGUUACCUCGGGAUGGCGUCCGGUGCCUCUCAUCUGCGAUCUCUAUGGAUGGAAGCUGGAAACAGUCCUUCGUGGGAAUCCGGUUCCUGGAACGAUCGACGACAAGACUUGCAGCACCUUCUCCGCCGGCAGACAGAAGGCUCCUCGAUAACGUCGGCUGUGCAAACCCAGACUCUGGUGACUAGGGCGAUGGUAGAUGUGUUCGUCGAUGCCUUCUUCGUUCGCUACCAUCCUGUAUUUCCUAUCCUGCAUGAGCCAUCGUUCAGAGCUCAGUAUGCCAGUAGAAUGGCUCGACCAGGACAGGGCAUCUGGCUUGUCUUGGUGAACAUUGUUGCAGCGUUAGGUGCUUUUGUCACCAAUCCGAGCUCAUCGGAUGAAACGAGCUUGUCAAUCUUCCGAACGGCGAAGCGCUAUCUUGCAGUCAACGCACUGGAGACAGGUAACCUAACACUGGUGCAAGCGUUUGGUAUGGCAGCCAUGUUUCUCCAGAAAAUCAAUAAACCCAAUACUGGAUACAACUAUGGCGGAGUAGCCAUCAGAAUGGCUAUUGGGCUCGGCUUGCACAAGGAAUUCGGAGCUCAGCAUAUGAGUCCGUUCAAGCAGGAGUUGCGUCGAAGAGUAUGGUGGUCUCUUUGUGUCCUGGAUGUGGGUGCAACGAUAACUUACAGUCGUCCGUUGAUCUGGCCGCAAGUAGGAGUUGAUGUAGCCCUGCCCUCCAACAUCCGAGAAGAGGACUUGUCAGUUCAUUCAACAGUGACACCCGCCGAGGUUGAUGAGGCAACUGUGAACACAUACCUCAGGGUUCAAUCGUCGUAUCAUUUGCAGACGAUGCCGAUCUACAAUCGACUGAUCAGCAACCCACCUCCUCUGCCCGAAGAGCUCUUGACACUCGACUCGACCAUCGUAGAGGCUUGGCUGAGUCAGGUGCCGCACUACUUCCACGAUAGCAGCGGACCGCACCUAGAGGAUCGAUUCGCAUUGCCUCACGGGAUCAACUGCUGGAGAUAUCGCAAUCUUCGAAUUGUCAUAUUUAGGCCUUUGCUGGUGAAGUGGGCGUCGCAAGACGGGCGUGAAGAGAGUCUGACUUGGAAUGAGCAGGAAGCUACCAACAGGUGCUUGCGUGCUGCUCGAGAGAGUAUAGUUUCGAUACAAAACUUCUGGAAGUCGAGGCAGCAGACUAGGCUGACGGCAUUCUAUGUCUUAUACUUCCUCUUCCAGGCGGCGCUCAUCCCAAUCCAUUGUUUGCGUUCCAAGUCUCAAUCAGGACUGACACCUGAGUGGCGGGAGCAAGUCAGGGCGACCUUGGAGGUGGUCGAAUCGAUGAUCGGACUGAACCAGAGCGCCUCAAAGUGCCGGGAUGUCAUCAUGAGUCUCUGCGGUUCGCAUCUUCGAAACCUUGAUGAUGAGUUUGUCGAUUACGAACAGGCGUUCAAUUUCGAGCCGACCAUGGAUGCGACGGCAUGGAUGGCUGGAUGUGCACCUACCCUGAUCAAUGAGAAUCUGUGGGCUGGAAGUCUGGACAACACCAGCGCGGAGCUUUCUUUCAGCAAUUGGGAAGGAGAUUGGAACAUCUGA